AACCCUUUCACUUACCCUCCCUCCCUCUCCCGAUUACUCCACCUUAUCUCUUCCCCUGAACCAGUAAGUGGGGGUGGCCUGGUGGGUGGUGGUCGCCGGGCGGCGGCGAGCAGCGUGCGAACGGCGUGGUGUGGAGUUGGUGGUGGAGCAGCGAACGACGAACUCGACGUUGCAUCGUCAUUUUUGGCCAUUCAAAUAUGGCCUUGGAUAUGUGCACAAAUCUAUUCGGUCAUGGAAGGUGUGCUGUGUACCCUGAAUUGUUACCUACAAGCAGUGCAAGGAUAUCUAAGAGCAAACCUGGGCACCAUCAAACUCCGAAGAAGGUGAAAUUCUGGUCUAGUAGGAGAAUUUCAAGGGUCAGCCUGCAGACAAAAUCUCAGAUAGAUUUUUGUCGAUUGAAGUGCAGAGGAUUACAUCUCGAUGCUGGCAUGACAAGUUUCACAGAUGCGAGCAGGUCUGGCAUGGUCAUAUGCAAUUCUGAGGUUAAGGAGGAUAUAAAAUGUUCAGCAUUUGUUUUUUUAAAUAAAAUCAAGCAGUUGCAUCAAUUGAAGGUCAUUUCUGUAGCUGGAUUAUUAACUUGCACGCUUUUAGCUAUCCCAUCGGCUGAUGCAGUGGAUUCGCUUAAGACAUGCACUUGCUUAUUGAAGGAAUGCAGGGUGGAACUAGCCAAGUGCAUUGCCAACCCAUCCUGUGCAGCAAACAUUGCAUGUCUGCAGACAUGUAACGAUCGACCCGAUGAGACUGAAUGCCAGAUUAAAUGCGGGGACCUGUUUGAGAACAAUGUUGUAGAUGAAUUCAAUGAGUGUGCUGUCUCACGCAAGAAAUGUGUUCCUAGAAAAUCUGAUGUUGGCGAGUUUCCUGUCCCUGAUCCUUCUGCUCUUGUCAAAAGCUUUAAUAUCUCAGAUUUUAGUGGGAAGUGGUAUAUAACAAGUGGCUUGAAUCCUACUUUCGAUACAUUUGAUUGCCAAAUACAUGAGUUCCAUGUGGAAUCUAACAAACUCAUGGGAAAUUUAUCAUGGCGCAUACGGACUCCAGAUGGUGGUUUUUUCACUCGAUCCACCGUUCAGAGAUUUGUCCAAGACCCUUCACAACCUGGAAUUCUCUACAAUCACGACAAUGAGUACCUCCAUUAUCAAGAUGACUGGUACAUCCUGUCAUCCAAGGUAGAGAAUAAAGCAGAUGAUUACAUAUUUGUGUAUUAUCAAGGUAGAAAUGAUGCAUGGAAUGGAUAUGGAGGUGCAGUUGUGUAUACUAGAAGUGCAGUUUUGCCUGAGACUAUAAUACCUGAACUAGAUAAAGCAGCAAGAAGUGUCGGACGAGACUUCAGUAAAUUCAUCCGGACGGACAACACAUGUGGUCCUGAACCACCCCUUGUAGAGAGAUUAGAGAAGACGGUGGAAGAAGGCGAGAAGACCAUCAUAAGAGAAGUUGAACAGAUAGAAGGAGAAGUUGAGGAUAUAGGUAAGGCUGAAGUGACUUUGUUUCAAAGGCUUGCAGAUGGAUUCAUGGAAUUGAAGAGGGACACAGAGAACUUCCUGACAGGUUUGGGGAAGGAAGAGAUGGAGGUUUUGAAUGGCCUUCAGAUGGAAGCAAGUGAGGUGGAGAGAAUUUUUGGUCAGGCAUUGCCAUUGAGGAAGCUAAGAUAGUUUUCUCAUGCAUCAAGGAGACGGGCUUAACUGCUUAAGAAUAUUAUGCUGAUCUGUCUAGGUUUUGCUCGCUACCGCUUGCCAGAUACCAAGUUACAGAGAACAGUAUGUACAAUGUUCAACUAUUUUUAAGUUUCUCUUCUUUUUUUUCCUUUUUUUUUUUUUGCAAUGCUUGUUGUAUUUACCCAAUAUCAUUUGCUACUAAGUGAUACAAAAGGAUUUGCAUUUACCGAAUAUCUUCCAAGAACUAUUACUUCUA
Phoenix dactylifera (date palm) is the source of this 1905-nucleotide messenger RNA. The record is from RefSeq and is a predicted model, not a curated record. NCBI's taxonomy places the organism in Eukaryota, Viridiplantae, Streptophyta, Magnoliopsida, Arecales, Arecaceae.